Molecule: messenger RNA, 990 nt
Organism: Camelina sativa (false flax)
Lineage: Eukaryota; Viridiplantae; Streptophyta; Magnoliopsida; Brassicales; Brassicaceae
Source: RefSeq, a predicted model, not a curated record
AUGCUAAGCAGAUUAAACUCAAUNGUGGUCAAGUUUUGUCACGAUAGCGGUAUUGUACACAGAGAUUUGAAACCUGAGAACAUUCUUAUGGCCACAAUUUCUUCUUCAUCUCCUAUCAAAUUGGCUGAUUUUGGGCUGGCAACCUAUAUAAAGCCUGGGGAAAAGUUGAGCGGCACAGUUGGCAGUCCUUUUUACGUAGCCCUGGAAGUGUUGUCAGGGGGAUAUUAUAACCAAGCUGCUGAUGUAUGGAGUGCAGGGGUUAUUUUGUACAUUCUUCUCAGUGGAGUACCUCCCUUUUGGGGAGAGACUAACUCAAAGAUUUUUGAUGCUGUCACGGCUGCAGAUUUGAGUUUUUCUGAAGAGCCAUGGGACCAUAUAACUUCAUACGCUAAGGAUUUGAUCCGGGGGAUGCUUUGUGUUGAUCCUUCCCAAAGGUUAUCAGCUGAUGAAGUUCUAGCUCACUCGUGGUGGAUGGAGCAAUUAUCUGAAUCAGGAUAUGAUCAGGAUGGGUUUGGCUGUGAAGGAUUGGAGAAUGGUGGUGGAUGCUCUUUCUCCACACAAUGCGUAUCUCGAGAACAAGAUUAUAGCUCUAGCAUGGCACAAUUAGAGCAAUCAAAAACAACAGGUUACGAUUGUAAAUCAUCAUUCUCGUCUUUCUUACCGCUGCCAAAUUCCGGUUUUGGUGGGUUUUCUUUUGAUGGGAAACAACCGGAAUCAACCUCAGCUGGCUUCUCAUCAACUGGAGUUCCCUCCAUGCCAAGCUUUACCUUUUUUAGCCCAGGCCCAGCGAACAGUGACAUCACUGAAACAGAUGGAAAACUUCGAGACUCAAGCCCAAAGAGGUCACUGCCUUCACCAGAUUCUUCUUCACAACUUGAGAGGCGUGAGGAAGCAGGGGAGACUCAGACGGAAGCAGAUUGUCGCUCGUCUGCUAGAGCAAAAAGAAAGAAGAUAACUGUUAUCAGUAAAAUAUUGUAUGUACACAUCUGA